Morchella importuna is the source of this 5529-nucleotide messenger RNA. RefSeq lists its product as uncharacterized. Lineage: Eukaryota; Fungi; Ascomycota; Pezizomycetes; Pezizales; Morchellaceae. The transcript is spliced from 7 exons. Gene Ontology annotation, molecular function: guanyl-nucleotide exchange factor activity. Gene Ontology annotation, biological process: regulation of GTPase activity; small GTPase-mediated signal transduction. The record is from RefSeq and is a predicted model, not a curated record. The coding region runs from base 1 to 5529 and encodes 1842 amino acids. Gene Ontology annotation, cellular component: cytoplasm.
AUGGCCACCCCACCGAAACACUCUUCACCCUCAGAUGGGCGGAAGUCGCCCAGUAACCGAAAGGUCCCUCAUGCCCUGACAACAACCUUCUUCGCAAAGUCAAAAAAAUCUGGAGAGGCGAGAAGUCCUACAUUCCCAUCACCUACGAUUCAGAUGAGAGGCUAUAGCAACAGACAAGGUGGUGGUGAAGAUGUGGAAAGCAGCGAGAUGAGAUCAGAGCCUAUCGGUAUCCCACAAUCUCCAAGCGUCGCAUCAAACCGGCCAAAGAAGCUCGCGCCUAAUACAUUUAACUCUCAUUACCGGACAAUUUCGCGAUCUAUGAAUGAUUUGGGGAACAUCUUCUCACGCGGCCGAUCUCCUCCAAAUCGAGAACCUUCUCCACGGCGUGCUGGUGGUGGACCAUUGAAUACGCUUCCAGAAGGAAGACGGAAGGACAAGCCUGACUCUCCUAGAUUAAGGACUAUAGAAAGUAGAAGUGUUCCCUCGAUAUCAGUAAUGCAACACGGGGAAUAUGUCUCCCGAGAAUCGAUUGUGAAGGAAGGUUGGGUGAAUAUGAUAGAUUCAAAUUCAGUCAAGAAAGGUCCCUUGCGCGAGGCGUGGAAGCUCCAGCACAUUAUUAUCACUGGCGGGUAUCUCAUGCUCUACAAACCAUCAUCUAGUCUACAGAUAAGAUCUUUCGAUAUCAGUGCAGCUCCAUCAAGUCCACCGAGGCCUCAAAGUGCCCCUGCCACAGCUGCAGCCUCGUUUAAUGUCUCGACUCUCCGGCACAAAAGCACCAGCAGGCAUCCAGAACUAGUCCUUGGUGCAGAUGGUGCAAUUCUAGGUGGAACAGUUGAAGCCCUUUGCCAUGAACUGAUGUUUACGGAUAACGAGAAUGACCAGUUUGUCCAAGGCGCAACUCGAACUUUAGCUGGUUGGACAAGCCCGGAAACUGCUCUGUCGAUUUUUAUAGAACUUACAACCUUGAGAGACUUGUCGGCUAGGGUUGCAUGGGUUCUUACUUUGUUCAUUGAGUCCGCUCCCGGAAUGCUACUAGAACCUGGUUGCUACAACUCUGCACGGCUUUUACUUGAGAAAGGAAUAACUCCACAUAACCCUAACCUUGCAAAAGACCUGAGGGCUGGGAUAGAGGCUAGGGCCAGUCGUUUACAAGAAGAAUUAAGCGCUCCUGCUGACCCAAUGAAAGAGCCCUCAACGCCUAGCUCCACUGAUAUAUUCAGUACACUAUCAACAUCACUCCCCACGGAAGAAUUUAUGCGACUAAAUCCUGAAACCUUUGCCACUCAAGUCCAUCUUUUUCACCUCAAGUACCUUCAAGCGUGGAACCCAGAAAAUGAUCUCUCACUGCUUCUCGCGUCACCUCACCUACCUCCGCCCACACACAGAAACCCUUUAAUAUUCACAUCAACUAAUAUACAUUUCCUUGGUGAGCGAGUACUUAGCCAUGUAUUAUCUGGAGAUUCAACGGCCAAUUCAGUCGAUCGACGUGCUUCUAUCUUGUCCCAAUGGCUCAAGGUCGGAAGUCUGCUACGGAAAAAGGCCGAUAUGGUUGGAUACUUGGCUAUAGUUAUGGCAGUAUUGUCUCCCCCCAUUCUUCGGUUGCGUGAGACAUGGAGUUUACUCGAUAAUUCCUUAAUUGAAGACAUAGAGAAUGGUGCAAAACUUAUGAGGAUCUUGGAGAGACGACGCCUUGAAGAAAGUGAUAGCUACGAUCAUGGCCGCGUACUAGUUCCAGAUUUAUCGGAAGAGGGAUUGUUCUUGUCGGAGGUUGUGCCGUAUUUUGGAGACUUAUGUCACUGCAUGGAUGAAGCAUAUGCGAGCCGUGUUCGGAAUGUCGACUAUCCUAAAUUUAUUCAAGGAAUGGAAGCCAUUUUCAAUUCAUUAGAGAAAUGGAGAGAAGAAUGGGUUGACGCUGGUUUGGGCCUCGAUCGUGUGGAGAAGAAGACACCUCGGGAGGUCGAGCAGAUACAAAAAUGUCUUUUUACUUUGAAUCUCAACAACAAAACCCCCCCUUCUACAAACUCUACAACUUUUUUCGAUAUGUCUUUGGCAUGCGAACCCUCCUCAACUGGGAUGUAUCUCCAUUCGCAUUAUCACCAGCGCCUUCCUCUUAGUACCGGCGCCCAUGUGCCUCUCGUCUUCACGGAUGUUCUUCCCAGCUUCUCUUUAUUUGAUAGAGAAGAUACCUUAGCAAUUUCAGGCUCCCUUCACAAAAAGACACCAAGCUCUGGGUUAGCAUCACCAAGUUACGGCCCUGGGGUACAGUCCCAGCAGCAAUCCGGGCCUUCUCAAUCCAAUCAGAACCUGAGACCACCAACCUCCUCAGGUCAACAAAUUAUUAGGCGCACACGAUCUUUCCCGCCGUCAAAUGACACAUCACAAACAACUGGAUAUGAUGACCUGGACUAUACAACACGAGAGAGGACUGCAGGGCUACACGGUGGGGAUAAUGCAAUGUUACGUGCAAUUCGAGAUGUUGCUGGAGUGGGCCAACAAUUGUUUUAUUCAAAAGAUGGUGAAUUGGUGUUGAAAUCGAUUACUGAGGAUGCAUAUUCGUCAAGGCCUUCAAGCGUCAUUGAAACUACUAACAAAAGAGUGAGUGGUUCAUCUAGAAGAAUAUCAGCACAGGUUUACAGUAACAGUACGUCACCUCGUAUAUCGGCCCAUGGAGAUAUAAGCGUACCACAAACGCCUGUUCGUGACGGUUUUGAACUCGAAAGCUUCAUGCCUGUGGUGUCUAAAGGAGGGACCCUGGAAAGAUUAGUGGACAUUCUGGUCUUAGGUGUGGAAGAUUUUAGUAAACGGAUGAACGCUUCUGAGAGCAAUUCACCGCCGCCAGAAAGGCCACCUCUAUUAAAAAUGAACAUGGAUGUUUUUACAAUAACUUUCUUUGCCACGUUUCGGAGUUACUGUUCGCCCAUAGUCCUUAUUGAUUAUUUAAAGAAGCGUCUUCUCGGGUCAAAAUCAGCUGCAACCUUAUCUAACGACGAGAGUGAUGAUGUCGUGUUUCCAGAUUGGACUGGCCCGGAUAAUGUCAGUGAUGAGCGUAUAGAUUGGAACCUUGUCGCAAGGAUUCAUAUCGGGAUUCUGGAGGCGAUGAACAUCUGGAUAUCUGAAUUCUAUAUAGAUUUUCAUUCUGACCAAACUCUGGGGGAUUCCUUUGUCUCCUUCCUAAGCAUUGCUUCGAAGGAGUUAUCAAACUGGAGAGAUCUUGGGCCUGAACAUGGCUAUCUUCAAAGACAAGCCGAUCAGAUAAAUGACCUUUGGUAUGAUAUCCGGGCCAAGUUUGCAAAACUCAGUUUUACGCCUCUGCGGUACCCAAUCCAACCAACACCACCUCAAACACCGGAAGAGCUAGAAAUCCGUCACACGAAUGAUAUUUCUGUAAUCGAGGAUUUUGUGGAAAAGCUUGAGCGAAAGGUCCGCGACUUGUUUCGUAUGGUUAAACUGGUCGAUUGGAUGGUGGCCUUUGAGAUUUUUGAAACACAGAGCUCUGAGCCUCUUGGAUUCUUCGCCUCAAAAGCUUCGACUAUGUCACACGAUGAUGAUGAAGUUCUCCAAGAUAUCUUUUCCCUAUUAAGCAGCAUACGCCAGGAUAUAAUGAACUGGGUUCUUGCACAGAUUGUGGAUCCUGGACUUAACGCCGAACGGCGAGCUCACCGGAUAUCUACACUUCUGAAAUGCUUGGCAAUAUCGCGAAAACGUAUGUCUGGGAUGGACUUGAUUGAAGACUAUCAGUCUGGGGCAACCCGUCAACAUGUGCCUUCUUUCGUUGCUGGUGCCAUAGCGGCCGCGCUUGUUCGUCCAGAGAGUAGGUGUUUUAGUUAUGCCUGGCUAAUGGCUGUGCGAAUGGCUUUCGCACCAACCCAACAGGUUGACUCCUUAGAGGCUGUCAUUCCGAAGGAGAUCAAAGGAGCGCAAUGUACACAACCUAUGACUCCCUGCGCUGGGUGGAUUAUGGAGCGUCUGUUGGAAAUUGUUUGUUACGUACCCAACAUGGUCGUGGAAAACAAUCGCCUCAUCAACUUCGACAAACGCCGCUAUGUUUAUAAUUUUAUUCAUAAUUUCACCAAUAUCAGUUCUCAAUCGCCGCUUCAAGAAAACUUUCCCUCGCAACUAACACCUAUUUCGCUCCCAGCUCCGCGUGGCUUUGAUAUGCGGGCUAUCAAGGAAUAUUCCAACAGGGAAAACGCGCCGAUCAAGAAUACUCGUACAAAGAUUUUCUGGCGACUUCUACACCAUGAGCAGGAGAAAGUUAGGCGUGAUGCAAAACAAAAAGAUGCCAUUGAAAGGUUACAACGGCAGCAGCAGAGGGCGGAACAUCGCCGCCAACCUACAGCAAUCAAAAUUGAUCCUGCUGAUAAACGGAGUGGAAGGCGACUUGGUGUAAACUCUAUAUUCAAAGCUGUGCGGCCCAUAUCGAUGGCUUUUACGGGUGGAUGGACGCCACCUCAAUCUUCUGCACGAAUAGUGGCCCCUGGAGAUCUACCUACGCUAAAAGGCGUUGAACAUGGUAAAAAGCCUUCUUCGACGAUAGACCUUACAACUGUGGCAUCUGUGUCCUGCCCUAAGACCACCCGUGAUCAUUAUAUGUGGAGAGUUAGAACCGACCAUGGUAUCUCAUACCUGUUUCAAGCCGUUUCAGAGAAAGAGUUGGAAGAAUGGUUGAAAACGAUUGAAGUUAUCCGUGGAAUUGCCACGAGUGAUGGUGGAGAGUCCGUCGAUGGCCUUACUAUGACAUCCCAAAACCGUACCCCUCAACCAGUCUUUGGAGUCUCCUUAGAAGAUCUCUGCAGACGUGACAAUGUCAAAGUGCCGGUUGUAGUUGAAAUGCUAUUAGGGGAAAUUGAAUUGCGAGGAAUCAAUGAGGUUGGGAUUUAUCGUGUACCAGGUUCACUUUCGAGCAUAAACGCAUUGAAAUUAGCCCUCGAUUCUGGAGAAUAUGUUCAAAUGGAUGACGAUCGUUGGUAUGACAUAAAUGCCAUCGCCGGGGCCUUUAAAAUGUUUAUGCGUGAGCUUCCAGAUCGAGCCUUGGGGGCCGAAGCCCUUGAACAGCUUAAAAAUGUCACUGUCAACAUCACAAAUGAGGAUGAAAGAGCAGCAGCCUAUCGAGAAGUGAUGGUUCGUUUACCUCCUUGCAAUUAUCACUUCCUUCGCCGUGUCUAUGUGCAUUUCAACAGAAUUGCUAGCAACGCUACUAUUAAUAAGAUGCACGCCGUGAAUCUCGCUAUUGUCUUUGGGAUGGGCCUUUCUCCUAGCAACCCAAAUAUGCCCUUAGGAGUUUCACCGGAUCUUGGGCUGUAUCAAACAAUGGUUAAGAUCUGGAUUACGCACACCGACCUGAUAUUUCCUGAGGUUGAAGAUGACGAUGAUCAUGAAUCAGUAUCAGCAACACAGGCCGAAUCGUUGGAUAUGCAUUCCUCCGAGCCCUCAUCCCCUGCACUAGAGCACACUUCCACAAAUUCUCCAAGGAUGAGCAUGGACGAUAAACGGCCAGAAUUAAAGACCCUGGAGGGGUUAGUAAUCUGA